Ruditapes philippinarum (Manila clam) is the source of this 2935-nucleotide messenger RNA. RefSeq lists its product as uncharacterized. The record is from RefSeq and is a predicted model, not a curated record. The coding region runs from base 248 to 2524 and encodes 758 amino acids. Gene Ontology annotation, molecular function: zinc ion binding. Lineage: Eukaryota; Metazoa; Mollusca; Bivalvia; Venerida; Veneridae. The transcript has 4 exons.
CUUUUGAAAUAGCACGGCGAAUGGGUAAAGAAAAUAAUACGGUGUCAUAUAUACGUCGGCUUUGACGAUCGCAUCUUUUCAAUGGUUUUAUUUAUCCGCGUUUCUUUACAUCGUUCCCAUGUGCGUUCAAUUAAUAUUCAAUUUAGUUUACACUUGACGAUGUUUAGGCAAAUACAUACCAAAUAUUUAAUAUUUUCUUUUUGAUUGUUUGAAAAUGAAUUGAGUAGGAAAGCACCAGAUUUAUAGAAUGAGCCGGUCACCUUACCAAUUCAAAGACAAUUACAUCAAAUGUCCGUUAUGUUCAAAAACAUUUACUGGCCCACGAAUCUUGCCAUGUCUCCAUUCGUUUUGUUUGACAUGCUUAGAAACUUACGUAAAGGAAGGCUCAAAAGAUGGUCGCUAUGACAAAUCAACGGUAGAUAAGAAGACAAAGAACAGUAGUCCGGUAAACCAAAGUACAGGCAGUAAAAGUGCAAACACAAGUCCUACCGAUCAAAACAAUCUUCCCGAUGCUAAGAGUCGGCCAUCAGGUAGUAAAACUGCAAAUACCAACUCAAGUCCUACUGGCCAGAGCAAUAUAGCUGAUGGUAAAAGUCGAUUAUCACCAACGAAAGCUAAGUCGCCAACCAAGUCAAAGUCACCAACGCGACAAGUGCCAAAAACGAGUCGUGACCCAAUCGAUGGAGCAUCGUCCAAAUCUGGCAAUGUUCAGUUCCAGGGAACUUCGAAGGGAUUCCCAUGUCCGUGCUGUAAGAAAUUUACUACAACGCCGCAGUUGCCUAAAACAUCGCCUGACAAAUGGGCUGAAUUAUUCCCAGAGAAUAAUCUACUUGCAGACCUUGUAGAUUUACAUUCAAUGAAAGUCGGUACCAAAGUUUGCGACCCCUGUAAACGCAACAAGUCGACAUCUCAGGUUCAUUCAUAUUGCAAAAGUUGUCGAGAUGCAAUGUGUGAACCAUGUGCAAAGACACAUAAAGGGUUACGAAGCGUCGAUAACCAAAGACUGAAAGAGCACUAUUGUUAUGUUCAUUCCACUCUCUGCUGUUCGCAAUGUUUGACUGAGAAUCACAGGAAGUGUGACCGUGUUGUCACAGUUGCGGAAGCAGCGCUAAAAAGUAAGACCAGUGGAAAUAUUUCAUCUUUAGAAAAUGCACUGGACAAAUACAAAUCUCAUAUGGAUAUCGUACAUAAGGAUCGGUCCAAUCUUUUAAAAAAGUUAGAUAACAAGAAGUCAAAAUUAAUGGGAGAGUUUGUAAAUGUUAAGAAACACAUCAUAUCUCAGCUCGAGAAGAUGGAGAAAGAUCUCAACACGAUAUUAGACUCUACACAUCGGCAAGAGACGAAGAAAAUCAAGCAAGAUAUCACUAAAUGCAAAGAAAUUCAGUCAGCCGUUACAAAUACAAAUGAAAUUCUAUCUGUCGCCGACAAUCACGGAUCAAAUUCUCAGAUCAUUGAAAUGACCGAGAAAGUCCGAGGAGAGUGUGAAUAUUACGAAGAAAGUAUUUCGAUACUCUGUUCGCGCAUGCGCACGGUCGACUACGAUAUUGCCCUAGAUAACUCAUUGCAGCAAGUGAUGAAGAGACUGAAUCAAUUCGGUCGUAUCGAUGUUAAUACUACCGCUACAAAACUCCCGCCAGCACCAAAACUUGCAGCAACGUUGGGUCUCCAGAGUUCAACGACUAAGACAAAGGCAGUUAAACCAGAGUUCACACUGUCUGGUAAAAAUGCAAACGAGAUAGGUGAAUUCUGUGCAAGAUUUGAGGAAGACACUCAAGACUGUUGGUUUACUGGAGCGAAAUUUUUAUCAGACGGUCGCAUAUUACUAGCAGACAGAACAAAUCGGAAGCUUAAGCUGUUUACAAGCAAUUUCAUGCCUAUAAGAGAAUUUCCUCUAUCAUCCAAGCCAUGGGAUAUAGCACUUGUCACCGAUAAAGAGGUCGCCGUUUCGCUACCGGCGGAAUGCAGGAUUCAACUCAUUAGUGUUGAUGGGGACUACCUAACCCAGACUCGAUCCAUUCCAACCGAUGAACCAUGUUUUGGUAUAUGUUACACUGAUGGGAAGUUCCUCACUGUCACCUAUGACGGAGAUCCGCCCAAUUUGAAAAUCCUGUCUCCCACAGGGCAAGAGUUAACGUACGUAUGCGUUGAUGACGACGGGUUUACUCUGUUCUCUAAGCCCCUGUAUGUCACAUGUACACCUAAAGCCGAGCAGAUAUGGGUGUCGGAUGAUCGCCUGGGUUGUAUUGUAAACUUGAAGGAAACUGGGGAGUUAAACUUUAACUACUCGGCAAUAGACUUAGGAAGUGCAGGGGGAAUUACUUUAGAUCAGGAAGGUAAUAAAUACGUAUGUGGUACCACGUCAAAUAGCGUACACGUGAUUUCUCCAUGCGGUAAAAGAGUAAAAGUCCUCGUGACAGGAGAAUCGAUCUCGUACCCACGUGCUGUUGCAUACGAACCACGUGAAAAGAAACUGCUUGUUACACAGGGCGAUAAGGAUAUUGUUAAGGUGUUUAGUUUGGCAUGAUAGUUGUGUUCUUGUGAGAGUAAAAUGUGCAAACAGUAAAAGAUGAUAUUCCUUUAAAAGGAAUCCGUAUCUGUUCUGAAAAUAAGUUGUAUAGCGACCAAGUUCAUUAUUCUGAAAAUUUGGUUUUUGUAUAAAACAUGCAUAUUUACACGUACGUUAAUUAUCGAAGCACAUUUAACUAUAAUUACAACGACAACAAUUCUCAUUUACUAGUAUUCAUUUCUGAAUAUCCUAGAUGUAAUUUAUUUCAGUUUAGAAUUAUAUUUAUUAAAUUACUUGUAUUUGUAAAGUAAAUUGAUCAUAUCAUUCGGUACAAUAAUGCUCAUCACAUUAUGUCUGCAAUUGGUGUUUGUAUCAAUGGCUUCAUCCAAUAAAGUUCCAUAUAAUUUCUUAACAUGUUCAUUAAAUAUU